AUGUCCUUAAGAAAUCAACAUGAUAAUAAUUUCGUUGGAGUGAAUGGACGAAACUUUCCAAAUAUAAUUGACUUUAAUUUUAUAUUUCAGUCAACGUACACUUUAUUCAUCAUCUGUCUUAGCACAAAUAAAAAAAUAAAAGUUCUAUUAAAUCAAAAAUAUAUUAUUUAUAAUGGUACACUUCAAAUAGCACCAAUAAAACUUGAUCUUGAUCGUACUAAUCCUCGAGUUGGUAUAUCAUCAAUUGAAUAUUCGUGCUCAGGUCAAUAUUUAUCAAGAAUUCAUGAUAUAAUGGCAAAUCUUUUAUUUGUAUUUGAUUUUAAACCAACUGAACGUGAUCAUUUAGCAUUGUGA
Messenger RNA from Rotaria sp. Silwood1, 354 nucleotides. NCBI's taxonomy places the organism in Eukaryota, Metazoa, Rotifera, Eurotatoria, Philodinida, Philodinidae. The record is from the annotation of a GenBank genome assembly.